Molecule: messenger RNA, 1235 nt
Organism: Centruroides sculpturatus (bark scorpion)
Lineage: Eukaryota; Metazoa; Arthropoda; Arachnida; Scorpiones; Buthidae
Product: mitochondrial mRNA pseudouridine synthase RPUSD3-like
Exons: 9
Coding region: 212-1168 (318 amino acids)
Biological process (GO): pseudouridine synthesis
Molecular function (GO): RNA binding; pseudouridine synthase activity
Source: RefSeq, a predicted model, not a curated record
CUUUCGCGUAACGCUAACGGUUAACUUACUUUAGAUACGAAGAUAUUGCCGGCGAAUUUGUUCGAAAAGCCGAGAGGAGACAAAAUUUUACCUCUACCGUUAGCUUUACGCUAUGGUCGUAGGCCGUAUUCGUAGAAAGAAAACACCGAAAUGAAGCGGAAUAGUAAACGAAAGUGUUCGAGACAAAAGCUACCGCCUACUUAUUUGCUCGAUGGCCUGUGCAAUUAAAGAACUGAGUAAAAGAAUUCAUCCGUGGAAGUCGAGAAGUCGGUUCGUCCAGAGUCUGUGUGAAAAUAUUGUUUAUAAUAAAGAUGGUUUAAUUGCAAUUAACAAAUUUUAUGGAAUUCCUGUUUAUAAAGUUAAAGAAGAUAAAAUGAUACCGACUGUGAUUACUCCCUUCAAUGGUAAUUUUUCAUUAAGUAUAGAAGAAUGUUUGCCUUUACUUGAAAAGGAACUCGAAGUAAAACAACUAGAAAUAAUUAAGUCAACGGAGAAGUAUUCUAGUGGAAUAUUAUUAUUGUCAUCAAGUGAUAAGGUCACGGAAAAAGUUACAAAAGCUUUUAUAAGAGGAAAAUCUAAAAACAUACCACAUCUUAUAUACUGGGCUUUGACUGUAGGUUGUCCGACUACAGAAACCGUGAGGGAAAAAGUAGGAAUAAAAUUGAGUAUAAUCAAUGAUAUAAAACAGCCAGUGAUUGUGAGAGAGAUUUCUGCCAAUCAAAUCAAAAAAAAAUUAGUGAAACCAGUUAUUGUGGAGUGUUCUUUGUUGGAGAGUAACAAAGAAUUAUCUUGCAGCUUGGUAAAAUUAGCAGUGUCGUCGGUAAAAUCACAUUUUUUGAAAGUAUACAUGACGACGAGAGGUUCUUAUGUACUCGGAGAUGUGUUUUUUGGAAGACGAGUUGGUAUGGUACUCGGUAAAUCUGUCGAAACAAGCACGACAUACGGCGCCAAGAGUUUACCCGACAACAUCUGUCAGAAACUUUACCUUCCCUGCGGUACGAGUAAUGAGGCAAUACCCGUCAUGCUCCAUCUAAAUUCAAUCUUUCUCCAAGGAUACGAUUCGGGAAAAGAUCUGGUCGUCACUGCACCACCUCCAUCCCAUUUUUUAUGGAUUUGUGAAAAACUGGAAAUUUUACCAGAAUGUUUAAAAUAUUUAGAAUGUAAAUAAAAUCCUAAAAUCUAAGAUAUUUAUUUUUAUUUUUGUUUCUAUUAUACAAGUCAGUUUUCUUCCAUCU